AUGUAUAUUUGGGACAUCAGAGACUUCCGGAAGCCUCAGCUGUCCAUGAGUUCAGUGGCCGGCGCCACACAAGUCAAGUGGUCUAAAGUGAAUGAACACAUGUUGGCCACCAGUCAUGAGGGGGACGUACGGGUGUGGGACAGGCGUAAGAAUAACACACCAAUUCAUUAUAUAACCGCCCAUUUGUCCAAAAUUAAUGGUUUGGAUUGGAAUCCCAAUAUCGGCUCACAGUUCGCCACUUGUAGUCAAGACGGAACCGUUAGGUUCUGGGAUUUGACGACAUCUAAAUGCAAACCCGAUAUUCUGACAACAGGUCUACCCGUCUGGAGGGCCAGCCGUUUGGCAAUGGAUUGAUUACAGCAUUAGUGCCUCAAUUGCGACGAACGGGUGAAAACAACUCCCUCUGGAUGUGGUCCAUGGAUUGCUUCGACCA
Molecule: messenger RNA, 433 nt
Organism: Oppiella nova
Lineage: Eukaryota; Metazoa; Arthropoda; Arachnida; Sarcoptiformes; Oppiidae
Source: the annotation of a GenBank genome assembly